Molecule: messenger RNA, 349 nt
Organism: Dentiscutata erythropus
Lineage: Eukaryota; Fungi; Glomeromycota; Glomeromycetes; Diversisporales; Gigasporaceae
Source: the annotation of a GenBank genome assembly
AUGGCUUAUAGGAAUUCACUUGCCACAAUCAAACCCGAUGGGACUAGAAUAUGCCAUGCAGUGAUUCUUGAUCCCAGAACCCCCGAGAACAAUCCGAUCGAAAACUUUACAAAACUCGCUAUCCCAUUUCUUGAAAUCGAUGAACGAGAAGGUAUUCAUCAAUUUGUUAGAUGCUCCAUUCUAUCUCAAAAAUUGGCAAGGAACAACACCAAAAGAAGAAAAGCUCUUGAACUUAACUUUUACGAGUUAAAGCAACCUCAAGAGAUAGCAUGCAGCAGCAACGAAGAGUACCCUGUUCACGUUCUAGUGAGCGAUGUCACCCGAUACCACCAACUACCCGCAAGCUCCU